AUGUCCCUAUCCAGCUUUACAAUCCCUCGCGACCUCAAUCACCACGAUGCGUCCUCCUCCGAAACCGUCCCCGUCUCGUCGAUAGCAGACCUGAGCCGCGAUGCGCUCCUGCGCUUCCCCGCCUUUCGCAUCUGGCUCAGCACCCUGCAGCGGUCGUUGGGCCGGCAACAACAGCCCUCCCACGAGUUCUCGCGAGAUUCCUACGUCCUGCGCGGAAUCAGGAUCCAGGCAGUCGACUAUUUUGGAGGUGGGCGGUUGGGCUUCGUGAAGCUGAAGGCAGAGGUCUCGAAUGGGAGCGGCGAGACACUUCCGGGGAGCGUCUUCCUACGCGGGGGCAGUGUGGGGAUGCUGCUCAUCCUCCAACCCGACGAUGUCCCUCCAUCCAAUGAAGAAGAAAAACGCGUCAUCUUGACCAUCCAGCCUCGAAUCCCAGCCGGAUCCCUGGCUUUCACGGAGAUACCCGCCGGCAUGUUGGAUGACAGUGGGUCUUUUGCGGGAGGCGCGGCGAAAGAGAUCCAGGAAGAGACAGGGCUGACCAUCCCGCAAGAGGAGCUCAUCGAUCUGACGGCUUUGGCCUUAGAGCCGGGCGCCGAAGGCGAAGAGGAGGAGUCGCUGCAGAAGGCCGUGUAUCCUUCGGCGGGCGGCAGCGACGAGUUCAUCCCUUUGUUUCUGUGCCAGAAGCGCAUGCCGCGUAAGGAGAUCGAUAGCCUGCAGGGUAGGCUGACCGGAUUACGGCAGCACGGAGAGAAGAUUACACUGAAAGUGGUGCCAUUAAAGGAUCUAUGGAAGGAAGGUGUGCGCGAUGGGAAGACCCUUGCCGCAUGGGCGCUGUACAGGGGACUCAAAGAGGAGGGGAAACUCUAG
Aspergillus uvarum CBS 121591 is the source of this 864-nucleotide messenger RNA. RefSeq names its product putative NUDIX family hydrolase. The record is from RefSeq and is a predicted model, not a curated record. The transcript is spliced from 2 exons. Lineage: Eukaryota; Fungi; Ascomycota; Eurotiomycetes; Eurotiales; Aspergillaceae. Gene Ontology annotation, biological process: ribose phosphate metabolic process; nucleoside phosphate metabolic process. Gene Ontology annotation, molecular function: ADP-glucose pyrophosphatase activity; ADP-ribose pyrophosphatase activity. The coding region runs from base 1 to 864 and encodes 287 amino acids.